AUGCAAGCACUCAUUAUUGCUGAUUUUGGCUCAUCACAUGGUUUAAAUUCAAUUUAUGCCAUGAAAGCAAUCAUUAAAUAUUUAAAAACAUCUAAAAAUGAACAACGAUCAUUUCUCAUCGUGCAUAACGAUUUACCGACGAAUAAUUGGGCGAUACUUUUCGAUCUACUCAACAAAGAUGGCAGUUAUUUUGGUUUGGCAAAUGGUAGGUCAUUUUAUGAACAAUGUCUACCAUCGAAUUCUCUAUCUAUCGGCUACUCUUCUGCGUCACUUAAUUGGAUAUCAUGUAAACCAUGCAAUAUAUCGAAUCAUUGUGUUUCAUUAUUCGCUUUAAAUGAUGAAUACGAAAAAUUUAAACAACAAGCUCGUCUUGAUUAUACACAAUUUUUGGAACAUCGUUCAAAUGAACUUCUUCCUGGUGGUGUACUCAUUCUUUGUAUUCCUUGUUUAAGUGACAAAGGACUCCAUGGUGUUGAAAUUGCUUUUCAACUCUUAUACAAGUGUGCGAAAUUAUUACCGAUUACAGAACAAGAAUUACUCGAUUAUACCCUUCCAUUGUAUUAUCGUACUGAUGAAGAAUUGAUCGAUUAUGAUUUAUUUAAAAAAGUUUCAUUCAAGUUAAUCAAAUCUAAAUUGUGCGAAGUUAGAACAGAUAUAUGUACUCGAUUUCAACAAGGAGAGCUGACAUUGGAUGAAUUUGCAAAAGAUCGAACUCAAUUUGUGCGCAGCUGGGGCGAACCAUCAUUACGAGAGGCAUUAGAAAAGAAUAAUCAUCGUUCAAAAGAAGCCGUCGAAACAUUGUUAGAACAGUUUUGGAAUGUGUACGAACGAGAGGUAAAAGAACUUUCAAAUCAAUUCGAUAUUUAUGCCUUUGUAACUUAUUUAAUAUUGAAAAAAGAUUUGAUAUAA
This is a messenger RNA of Didymodactylos carnosus, 909 nucleotides long. NCBI's taxonomy places the organism in Eukaryota, Metazoa, Rotifera, Eurotatoria, Philodinida, Philodinidae. The record is from the annotation of a GenBank genome assembly.